Molecule: messenger RNA, 2971 nt
Organism: Cydia splendana
Lineage: Eukaryota; Metazoa; Arthropoda; Insecta; Lepidoptera; Tortricidae
Gene: Grp170
Product: hypoxia up-regulated protein 1
Exons: 9
Coding region: 177-2888 (903 amino acids)
Biological process (GO): endoplasmic reticulum unfolded protein response
Cellular component (GO): endoplasmic reticulum chaperone complex
Molecular function (GO): ATP binding; ATP-dependent protein folding chaperone
Source: RefSeq, a predicted model, not a curated record
CAACUUUAGUUCGACCAAAAAGAAGAAAACACGUUAAACUUGACGUGGACGAAAGCAGCUGGCCUAUUUUAGAAAGAAGUUCAGCGGCACAAUGUGUAAAAGAUUUAAUUCUACUGUAUAAUAAGUGAUUAAUCGUGGUGAAAUUUAGGGGGCUGAUGUUAAAUUAGUAAAAUAACAUGGCCUUAAAACACAAAAUGUAUGGAGUGUGGAGUUUGGUAGUGCUGGCAGCGCUGUGGAGUCCGUCUGCGGACGGUGCUGCGGUGAUAUCUAUCGAUUUGGGUUCGGAAUGGUUGAAAGUCGGGAUCGUGUCACCGGGGGUGCCGAUGGAGAUAGUGUUGAACAAGGAGUCGAAGAGGAAAACGCCGGCGGUCGUGGCGUUCAGAGAUGGCGUGCGGACGUUCGGAGAAGACGCCGUGACUGUCGGCGUGAGGUUCCCGAAGAAUUCUUAUAAGUACCUUCUGGAUCUUCUUGGGAAGUCGUUUGAUCACCCGCUCGUGCAGGCUUACAAGGAGCGCUUCCCCUAUUACGAGAUUGUGGAGUCAGCGAGAGGGACUCCUGAGUUUGUCCAUGAUGAGAACACAAGGUUCACACCCGAGGAGCUGGUCGCUCAGUUCUUGGCUAAGGCUAAGGACUUUGCUGAGAUCAAUCACGGCCAACAAAUCAGCGAAUGUGUCAUAUCGGUACCUGGCUACUUUAACCAGGCGGAGCGGCGAGCCAUGAAGGAGGCGGCCGGUUUGGCGGGACUUACUGUCUUACAGUUGAUCAAUGACUACACAGCUAUUGGUAUCAACUAUGGAAUCUUCAGAAGGAAGGAAAUCAACGAGACUCCAUGGCAGGCGCUGUUCUUCGACAUGGGUGCGGGCUCCACCAAGGCGGCGCUCGUCGAGUACAAGAACGUGAAGGUCAAGGACCGCGGCCUAGUGGAGACUGUGCCGCAAAUGCAAGUUUUAGGCGUUGCUUACGACAGAACCCUCGGUGGUUUCGAGAUCACCCUCCGCCUUCGCGAGCACCUCAUCAAGGCGUGGAAGGCCCAGGGCGGCGGCGAUGUGCGGGCCUCGCCUAGGGCCAUGGAGAAACUUCUCCUCGAGGCCGAGAGGCUCAAGAUAGUGUUAUCGGCGAAUACUGAGCAUUACGCGCAGAUUGAGAGCUUGCUGGAUGACAAGGACUUUAAACACUUGGUAUCCCGAGCGGAGCUAGACGAGCUAUGCGCCGACCUGUGGCCGCGCGUGUCGUCCGUGCUGUCCCGCGCGGCGGCGGCGGGCGGCGCGAGCAGCGCGGCGCGGCUCGUGCUGGCCGGCGGCGCGGCGAGGGUGCCCGCCGUGCUGGCCGCGCUCAAGGACCAGGGCUACGAGCCCAGCCGCUCCAUCAACGCCGACGAGGCCGUCGCCAUGGGAGCCGUCUACAGGGCCGCAUCCCUGGCCACGGGCUACAAGGUGGCGCCGCUGAACGUGAAGGACGCGGUGCUGCUGCCCGUGCAGGUCGUGUUCACGCGCCACGUCGACGGGACUGACAAGCUGAUCAAGAGAACCCUCUUCAGCCCAAUGAACCCCUACCCUCAGAAGAAGGUCAUCACCUUCAACAAGCACACCGAUGAUUUCUCCUUCAACGUCAACUACGCCGAACUCGACCACAUCCCGCCCUCCGAGCUCCCCAAACUCGGCUCGCUCAACCUCACACAAGUCGUCCUGAGCGGAGUAGGCGCGGCCCUGAACAAACACACGGGCGACAACGUCGAACACAAGGGCAUCAAGGCACACUUCAACAUGGACGACUCCGGGAUCCUCAGUCUAGUCAACGUGGAAUUCGUAGCAGAAAAAACAGUUACAGAAGAGGAUAAAGACAGCACUCUCUCUAAACUGGGCAGCACCAUCAGCAAGCUCUUCGGCUCCGACGAGGCUGAGAAGACGGAAGAGACAGAAAACGCACCGGAAGCGGAAAAGAAUGACACUGCCAAUGCUAAUGAGGCUGGAGACAAGAAUGCUACAGAACCUGAAGCUAAACCUAAACCGAAAAUCGUUGUUCUUAAAGAACCUAUCAAAACUGAUGAACAAGUUCUAGUCCUUCAACCACUGUCUCAAGAACAGUUCAAAGCUUCGAAAGCUAAAAUAUCUGAGCUGGAUGCUAUAGACAGGAAACGAGCUGAAAGGGAAUCCGCACUGAACAGUUUAGAGGCGUUUGUCGUUGACGCCCAGAUGAAAAUGGACAUGGAAGACUUUGCAGAAUGUGGUACCCCUGAACAGAUCGAGGAAGUCAAGAAGUUAUGUUCUGAAACUUCUGAAUGGCUUUAUGAAGACGGUUACGAAGCUCCGACAGAACUCUAUGAGGAGAAACUAGCUUUGAUCAAGGAGAAAACUAAUCCAAUCUUCUAUAAGCAUUGGGAGCACAGAGAAAGGCCUGACGCGAUUGCCGCUCUGCGCAGCAUGCUCAACACUUCCAAUGAAUUCUUGAAAUCUGCAAAGAAUUUCACUCAAGAAGUCAACCCAGAGAAAGACAUGUUCACUCAGGUCGAAAUCACAGUUUUAGAAAAGAAAAUAGAGGAAACUCAAGCGUGGCUGGACAAAUCUAUCAAAGAACAGAACGCAUUGAAAAAGAAUGAGGAGAUUAAGCUGACUAUUGAUAGCAUAAGAGAGAAGAUGGGCGGUUUGGACAGAGAAGUUAAGUAUCUAGUGAAUAAAAUGAAGAUUUGGAGGCCUAAGAAGCCAAUUAAGAAGGAGAACAAAACUGAGGAAACUAUAGAAGUUACAGAUGAAAUAAAAGAAGGGAAAGUGGAGGAAAGUGUAGAAAAGCCAGUGGUAGAGGAGAAUCAAGAAGAGGAGAUUAAAGAAAAGGUAGAAGCGACGGAAGCGCCGCAGUUAGGUGAUGGCAAAGACGAACAUUCCGAGUUAUAAUAGUGAGGUUUUAAAUUUAGUCUUAUUUAUUUUUUACCUCCAAGUCCUGGGACUUGUUCGCUUUUCGUAUUACACCUUGAACU